AUGACCCCCGCGGCCCCGUCAAGAAACGAAAGCCGAGACCGCGGCUGUCCUGUAUUGCUGAAGUGCAAUCGUCUGCACCCCUGCGACAAUUGCAUCAAGCACCAGCGGACGUACAUGUGCCACUAUGAAGCGCCACCUUUCUUGAGCAGCAGGCAAUCGCAAGGCAUCCAAAAUCAUCUUCGCGAGCUCGAAUUCCGCAUUGAGCAUCUAUCCGGGGUCAAUCUACAGUCCCACACGCCAUCUAAUGCGGAACACGGCGCUCAAGAUAAAGCUGCUGCUACUAGUCUUUCGGACCAUCACGCGGGUCCCAGUGUCGGAAAUAAUCAGCCAAAGCUAGACAAAAAUAACCCUGGAACCAUCGUGCUACAACGGGGUGGAACGCGAUAUGUUACCCCAACCCACUGGCAAGCAGUGAUGGACGAAAUCGCUGAGGUGAAAGACUAUCUUGAGCUGGACAACGUUGAAGUAGAGCCUGAAGAGGACUACCCAGAUAUUUCCGGGCCAGUGCUGCUCUUCGGUAACACACUUUCCUCUCAAAAGGCAGAACUUUUGGCCGCGCUACCAGUUCGGUCGGUAGCAGACCGACUGGUCUCUUUUUACCUGAACUCCAAAGAGUCUACCCUCGUACUCAUGCAUGUCCCCACAUUCACGAAAGAGUACUCCCACUUUUGGAAAGCCCCUGAAGAGACCUCUAUCAACCAGCUGGCAUUUCUCUUUAGCAUUUUCUGCGCUGGGACAGGCCUGCAACUAUUCUCUACAUCUGGCCGCGCCGACGGUGUACUCGCAGAGUCGUUUGAUGUGUAUCACCGGCUAGCUUCGCAAUGUCUGAUCAUGUCGAACUAUAGCUCACCGGGCCGAUAUAAAAUGGAGGCACUUGUUCUAAGUGUGGCCAUGGAAAUCCUUAGAAGUACAGAUACACAUGCCGGGCCCUCGCUCCUCUUGGGUCUAGCUUCCAGGUUAGCAGUACACGGUGGGUAUCACAGGGACCCAAAACACCACCACAAAAUCUCGCCCUUUGAGGGAGAAAUGCGUCGUCGAGUGUGGAUGUACCUCUCUCUGCUUGACCAUUACAUAUCACUGCAAGCCGGUCUUCCACCGGCCACUGCCCAAUCGCAAUCCGAUACCGAGGAGCCCCGGAACCUAAAUGAUGAAGAUUUGAAUCCGUUCAUGACAAAACUACCACCCGCCAGGCCGCCCACGGAGAGCACACUUGUUCUCUUCCCAGCUACGUUAAACCGAAUCAUGCUCGCUGGAGCGGAGAUUAUCGCAAAGGUUUGCUCCGUGAAGGGUGUUCCUUACAGAGAAGUCCUUCGUUUGGAUGCGAAAUUGAAAGAAAUUCAUACCACUACCCCACCACCAUUGCAAUAUCGUCCACUAAGUGAAUCGAUCGCAGAUUCGCCUAAUAUGAUUAUGGAUCGUUAUAACAUUGAGCUAAUGUACCAGAAAGCUCGGUGUGAUCUUCACAGACGGUAUUUGGCUCAACAUCGCAUAGACCCAGCGUACGCCUACUCGCGACAGGAGUGUUUAGAUGCCGCAAGAAGAGUCCUGCAACACCAGGCCGAUAUCUUCGAUGCAAAUUCCGCAGGGGGUCAACUUAGCUACACUUCAUUUUUCUUCUCACCUAUCGUAGUCGUGCAUUUCCGUUCAGCCGCGAUGAUUGCUUUAUUGGAGAUUUCGUGCCAGUCUCGCUACGACCUGAAACAGAAGCUGUCACCCAACGAGAGAAAUUCAAUCCUGGCAGCGAGACAACAGCUUUCACAAGAUAUUGAAAGGUCCUAUAAUAUAUGGAAGCAUUUAUGCCAUCAAUCAAAAGAAGCCGUUAAAACAGCCAAGGCUCUCCACAUCAUGAUGAAGGUUACGAACAAUCAUUUGCAGCAUGGGGCAACGCCCGAGCAAGAACAGCCUUCAUCCCUGAGACUUGUCAAUUCGACACUCCUGAUGGCUACGCCACCCAACUCCAACCAACCUCCAGUCAACUUGGCGAACCAAUACAGUCCUCUGGAUGUCGAUAUUAUGGAUGCCACCCUCUACCUAGGACAGGAUGCUCUUGCUCAUCCCAGUGGGACGCAGUUCACGGGCUCCACCGACGUAGUAGACUUUUAUGAUCGAUACUGGGAUAACCUCAUGCUUCUGGGUGACGACCAAACCUUUGACGAUAUGACAUUCGAUAGUGGCAACCAGGGACACACUGAGGCCGGCCUUCCGUGA
Molecule: messenger RNA, 2208 nt
Organism: Talaromyces atroroseus
Lineage: Eukaryota; Fungi; Ascomycota; Eurotiomycetes; Eurotiales; Trichocomaceae
Exons: 6
Coding region: 1-2208 (735 amino acids)
Biological process (GO): DNA-templated transcription
Cellular component (GO): nucleus
Molecular function (GO): zinc ion binding; DNA binding
Source: RefSeq, a predicted model, not a curated record